This is a messenger RNA of Thunnus maccoyii (southern bluefin tuna), 8047 nucleotides long. It is a transcript of the gene slc5a5, whose product is annotated as solute carrier family 5 member 5. Bases 4791 to 6728 code for a protein of 645 amino acids. The record is from RefSeq and is a predicted model, not a curated record. NCBI's taxonomy places the organism in Eukaryota, Metazoa, Chordata, Actinopteri, Scombriformes, Scombridae. Gene Ontology annotation, biological process: iodide transmembrane transport; sodium ion transport. The transcript is spliced from 17 exons. Gene Ontology annotation, cellular component: membrane. Gene Ontology annotation, molecular function: symporter activity.
UAAACCAUAAAGUUGGGACAAAUGAAUGAACCAAACUAAGCAAAACUGAGGAUAAGCAAACAACAAAAUAAACUAUGAAAACAAUAUUAGUGAUAUGAAAUCCUUAUGUGAGUUAUAAAGUGAAGACAAAUUAAUGAACUAAACUAAGCAGAACUGAGAAUAAGCAACCGAUGACCACGAAAAAGAAAACCCCCUGCUCACUACGCACACACACACUCACACCCACACCAUUAAAACGACUCAGCUAAAAAGAGCACUAGUCGCGGUACUGCCGGCCUUCAAUGCAGCAGCAGCAGACCCGACCAAACAAAUCGAAACAAAGACUAUGAUUAUUAAUGCUAUUAUAGGCAAAGCAGCAGCGUUCUUGCAGUGUGGGCAAGAAUGGCCGCAGCAGCUCCCGGGUAGGCUGCUAUGCGGCUGGCCAGGGCCCACAGUCCAAUCAAGCAGCGUCUGUAAGUUUCACAAUUGGAUCCCAAUGUAACUGACUGAAUUCAAGCUGUCAUUUAUACUGAAAAAAAAAGCAGGGGAAGUCAAAAGUCAAGAUUAUCUUUAAAUAAACACACAUCAUUUCACAUCUCUGGAGCUGUUUAUUUGUGGUGGGAACGUGAUCUGACCUCAAUCUGUUCUCCCAUAACUGGGUUCCCUUCGCAUACUGGGGUGCAGAAAAGGGAAAUCAACAGUUUCCAGAAGCUACUAGCAAUGAAGUGCAUUGCCUUGUUUAUAUUUAUGCAGACCAAUGAGCGGAGUGAAUAUUCUCACCUGGCUUUUAGUGAUGCAUUUUGGUUCACUUGAUUUUUUUUGGUGUAAAAACAAACCAAACCAAGGCGCAAACGCAAACUAAUGAUGAGUUUGAAAUCAGGGAAUAUGACUGAUUGAGAGGACGCAGCUUUUUUUUUGGAGGAUUUAGAAAUGUAGGGCACUUUCACACUUAACCUGUUUGGUUAAAAAGAACUGUGGUAUGUUUGGUCAAUUGAACUUUGAUGCAGACUAACAACCGGACCAAGACCACCUGAAAUGGUGGGUCUGCUUCCAGGCAGACUCUGGUGUGGUUUGUUUAUAGUCUGAAGCGGUUGUUAGCGUGAUGAUUUGUGAAUCUUAAAGUUGUGAUUUCACGAUUUCAACCAUUAAAUCCAUCUGCAGAUUGUGAACUGUUCAAGUUUUAACAGAUAAACCCUCUUUAUCCCCUUUUCUCCCAAAUUAUAUAACAGACCUGUGUAUAGCCUUAGAUCCCAUGACAGUACUCUUGUAGCUGUUUCAUGGUCCAUAAAGAAGGCCAAAGGUAAGAUUUUACAGUCAAAGACUCUGAGCUUUGAAUUGUUCUCCAGUGUUCAGAAACACAAAAACACUCAGUUUAACCUCUUAAAUCUCUUCUUUAAAACCACAGAGAGCAAGUCUUUCAAAGACAGUCUAAAGUCUGUUUUCUUUUAUUUAAUUAGCCAACAAACUAAACAGCCUGAAAAUUUAUUGUAUGAUCUUUCAGCUUUAGUUCCAAAUAUACAGGCCUACUUUUAUAAGCUUGUUUUAUGGAUUUCAUUUUAUUUCAGUUUUAUGAUUUACUUUGUUUGACAUCUUACUACAACUGCUAACUUCAUGUCAUGAUGGGUGUGGAAAGUGACACGGCAGUUUCUGAACUUGUUUCCAACCGUUUCUCACUUUAACCUCUUCUUCAUCUCUCUGUCUGUUGUGUAACUCCUGAUCCUGUUUGUCCCACAGAUAUUAAGUGGUGUUUUUUUUCAUAUGUGUAACUGUUAUCCCAUCUCAACCACUGCUCUUUAAGUUUUAACCUCUAGAGUAGGCCAGAUUUAUUCCAAUGAUUUCAUGUGUCCCUCAUCUGGAUUAUAUUUAGAUAUGAUUUAACAUUGAUGCAGUUUUGGUAGCUGUGUAGAAAUCUAAUUACAUUUUGGGUUGUGGGGAGUGGGGAUUUGAAGGUAAGAGGGCAUAGCGGAGCUUUCAUUCUGCUACUACAGAUGGAGACAAUGAUGGGAGAAGCAUAACUAUGACAUAUUGUAUGUAACUUGUUGACACAUUCAUUUCCACUUGAUCAGCUUAAGGCCCAAAUGCAUCUCAAAUUACUUUUCACCUUGGAAAGUUGCUUCUGCAUCCUGACACACUUGAUUCUUUGCUUUUGUUUCAUUCAGCAAAGUAAAUAAUACAGUUCCUUGUGUAACAGUGACUGAACAGACUGUUUAACAGUCUGGGAAAUACAGUUAUUUGCUUCCUUGCUGAGGGUUACACCUGGGACACACAGUAUACCUCUACCUGAGCAGUGCAUGCACAUCGCUGAACUGCUGCAGCUCGCAUCAAUAAUGCCAAUGGCCAUCAAUAAUACAAUGUUUUAUAUCAUUUCACUAUAAAUUUCAUUAUAAAGUUAAUUUAUAUUUAGUUUAGACGGAAAAUGGUUGAGAAGCAUGUGCUUAAUUGUGAUAAGUAAAUAAUAUCUGAGGUGAAAGCGGCUCUCUUUCUGUCUGGUCUGGUUGGGGCUACUUCUGUGUCAGCCACAUACACUCCUCACACAGGAGACAAUUAUAUUAAUUAUUGCGCCAGUUAAACCCCCGCUAUCACUGCUCCAAGUGAAGAAAAUCCCCCCCAGACAACACCAAGUUCCACCAAACGAGCCAAACACACUCCGACAAACAAACCUCCAAACUAACUAUCAGGAGGGAAACUGACAACAAAUAAAGAAAAUAACAACACCAAAUCUCUAUCUGGAAGCAGGUAAAACAGCAGGCAGGGGUCCCAGUUUGAACGAAUAUCACAGAAAGCGAGAAGGAGUCGAGAAAAGAAGCUCCGUGUGUCACCGACUCUCACUGCUGGAGUUCCCUGCCAGAGAGUCUCCCUGCCCCAACAUGCAACAUGCAUGCUGACCUGCAGUGGAGACACUGUAUAUUUUUUUCAUGUCUGUGACAUAUUCUACAGAUAUGGACACUGAAACUAUAGUGAAAGGUGUAAUGUUAUUGGUAUUAUUUAAAUAUGACUACACAGAUCAUUUUCACUGUCUAUUUUUGCUUUGAACCACACAUGUCACAUGGAAAAAAUAGGCGAGAUGCCGAAUCUCUAGAAGAUGUACCUCAUGAGACAUGUGGCUGCUCUAACCUGUUAACAUGGACGCUGAAAUGAAAAGCAAGAAGUUCCACGACACACACACGCUGCUCAUGCAGGUAGUGUGUCCCAGUCUCAUACCUGUCAGCACAGUAUGAACUUACAGCCGUUUAGCUUAGCUUAGUAUAAAGAUGGGAAGCAGGGGGAAUCAGCUAGAUUGGUUCUGUCCAAAUGUAAAAUAUUCUAUGAACCCAGAAGCUAGAAAACAUUUUUGACUCAUGCACCAGGUGAAUAGUUUUCAACCGAGUGAUCGGGCUCCAUCUUUGGAUCCAGUAUCCAGUUCCAAUAAUGCAUCCACUGGUAGGAUCUUCUUCAGGACCUUCUUCCUGUGUUUAUGUUUUCGCUCCAGCCCUGGACACAUCUGACCAAUGAGCGGAGUGAAUGUUUUCACAUGGCUUGCAGCGAUGCAUUUUGGUUCGCUUGGAUUUUUCUCUGUGUGUAAAGAAACCAAACCAAGCACCAAGUUUACCAACUCAUCCACUGAUUCGGACCACAGCAAAUGAACUAUAGGUUUGUAAUUGCUUUGUAAAGUGCAAAAGGCCACUUUAGUGUGUUUAUUUUAUUUUUCAAAUUGUACAGUAUGUACUUCUGGUGUAUUGAAUGUAUUGAUUCCUUAAUACUGUCCAGAGUCAUUUUAGGAGUGACUCAGAUGUUUGAUAAAUGAGGACACAGAUCUUUUUUUGAGAAAAUGUAAUAAAUAUUUUCGACAUAAAUAAAACUUGUGACCACUUAAAAUGGGCAAUGUCUCAUUUGCGACCCCUCCUCACAGGUUAUGGGCUGCUCAAAACAUCAGUUGUGAGCAGUGCAACCAAAGAGUGUUUUUCCUUUGGAGGAUUUAUAUUGACCUACAGAGGUGAGGAUACAAAGGAUUUCCCAAGAGAAAAAAUCUGCAAAAAAAGAUGUGUAUAUAUUUUACAUUUCCUGCCCUCUUAUCUCUUAUUAUAAUCAUCUUGUGAACCCGUAGAUUUAUCUUGAGACCCCUUGGGAGGCUCUGAACCCCACGUUGGAAACCGCGAAAACUUUUUCUACUCUUUCACAUCUUAAAGUGACUGACAAAAUCCUAAAAAGAAAAAGGACUGAGAAUGUUUUAGAACUUUAAGCACUGAGAUGUUUGUACUACUUUUUUGAAGUAUGACGACUUCAGACUCAUAUUCAAGUCUGACUUCUGAGUCAUAUCUUCUGGUAGUCGAACACGCAGACAGACACAAAGUAAUCAGACACGUUAUUUCUGAAUAAUUUAUCGCCCCGAUUUGCCACUCUCUCUCUCUCUCUCUCUCUCUCUCUCUCUCCUCUCUUCUCUAUCACUGUCUUUCAUAAACACACACACAAAAGCAAGCAUGUUAUUAUGAGGAGGGAAAAAUACGUAUCUCUCCAGCAGCUUCCUGCGCUCCUCAACAUUCCUUUUGGUCACACACUGUAUAAACCUCCGACUGCGCAUCCUCCCUGAAUCUCUCACUAUAAACACCUGCGUCGCUUUAAUAGGGGGGGAAACCUGUGAGGGAAUUUGCACGGCGCACGCGUCUACGCCCGCUCUCGCGCAUGUUAUAGAAGGUGUAUGGAGCCGCAGCAGCUGCUGAGGAAUAUAACAGAGUGUCAGUUCAUUCCCCCGUCACUGUGACUGGGAGCAACUGGAAUGAUUGGAGAACCAGUGAUCCACCAAACUACAAGACAGACAACAUAACAGUGAAAUAAUGGAAGAACAGUCUACCAGUCAGCCAUCCAGAUCAGGCUUUGUCCUGGCUGACUACGCAGUCUUUGUUGUCAUGCUGUUGGUGUCUAUGGCCAUCGGACUCUUUCAGGCCCUGAAGAAGAAGCCAAAGGAUGUCACUGCCGAUGACUUCUUCACUGGUGGUCGGAGUAUGCCGGCAGUGCCUGUUGGACUGUCGCUCUGUGCCAGUUUUAUGUCAGCAGUCCAGGUUUUGGGGGUUCCUGCCGAGGCUUCCCGCUAUGGCUAUAAAUUCCUCUACAUGUGCCUUGGACAAAGCAUCAACUCUCUGCUGACAGCUUACCUGUUCAUGCCAGUUUUCUUUCAACUUGGCAUCACCAGCACCAAUCAGUAUCUGAAGAUGAGAUUUGGCAGAGGAAUGCAGCUGUUGGGGAGUGUCCAGUUUCUUGUGGCAACGCUGCUUUACACAGGGAUUGUCAUCUAUGCGCCAGCCUUGAUCCUUAACCAAGCUACUGGACUCAAUAUGUGGGUGUCUCUGUUUUCUACUGGAAUCAUCUGCACCCUGUACACAACACUGGGUGGCAUGAAAGCUGUGAUCUGGACUGAUGUGUUCCAGAUCAUUGUCAUGCUGUUGGGCUUUGUGGCCAUUUUCAUCCAAGGCACAGUCCUGGUUGGUGGUCCUGCACUGGUACUGGAGAUCGCCUACAAUGGAUCACGCAUUAAUUUUAACGAUUUUGACGUGGACCCACGGCAACGCUAUACCUUCUGGAGCCUGUCUGUCGGGGGUGCAUUGGUUUGGUUGUCCAUGUACGGUGUAAACCAAGCUCAAGUCCAGCGAUACAUCUCCUGCAGAUCAGAGAGAGAGGCCCAGUGGGCACUGUUUGUGAACCAAGUCGGUUUAUGCCUGAUUGUGAGCAGUGCAGGAACCUGCGGCAUCAUCAUGUUUGCUUAUUACAUCAACUGUGAUCCACUGAAGUCUGGGAAAAUUUCUGCCCCUGAUCUGUAUAUGCCGUACUUUGUGUUGGACAUAUUCAAACAUCACCCUGGCUUUCCGGGUCUUUUCCUUGCUUGUGCGUACAGCGGGACUCUCAGCACGGCCUCCACAAGUAUCAAUGCCAUGGCUGCAGUAACGAUGGAGGAUCUGCUGCGACCUCGUCUGCUCCACAUGUCACAGAAGAAGCUGAUCCUCAUUUCCAAAGGACUGUCCUUCCUGUAUGGAGUUGGUUGUAUCACUGUGGCUGCUCUCUCCUCCUUCCUGGACUGGGGAGUUCUUCAGGGAUCGUUCACAGUCAUGGGCGUGGUGAGCGGUCCAUUACUGGGUGUAUUCAUUUUGGGGAUGUUUGUCCCAGCAACAAACAGGCUGGGGGCGUACUCAGGCAUAUUAGUGGGCUUCUGCGUCUCUCUGUGGCUGGCUGUUGGUUCGACUCUUUAUCCGCCCAGCGAGAAGACCAUGGGUAUCCUGCCCAGCUACACAGGCAAGUGUGAACCCAGCAACAUCACCCUGAACAGCAGCCUUGACCAGGAACAACACUCCAUCUCCAUCCUGCUUCACCCCAAUAACCAAGGGGGCCUGCUUAACUUCUACUCUAUGUCAUACCUCUACUUUGGUGCCAUGGCAACUAGUUCGGUCAUCCUUGUUGGGCUGAUAGUGAGCUAUGCCACAGGACCAACAAAGAGGAAUCAUAUUAAAGAGGGUUUGUUAUGGUGGGACCUGAAUAAAAAGCAAGUGGAGAUUCCAUCAGAGCGCAGAACUGGAACAGUGUCCAGGAUGUUUCCCUGCCUUCUGCAUAAUGCGUGCAGGGAUCAGCUGCAGCCCCCUAUGAGCCUGAACAGGAAUAACCGGGGAGACAAGGUGACAGAUAAACCACAGCUCAUGCCGUUGCGGGACCUGCACAAAGAGGAAGAAAAUAACAAAGAAGAACUAACAAAUGUUGGGAAUAUUAAAUCUCCGCUCAAAGUGUAGAUGUUGGACAAUUAAGGGGCUUUUAUUCCAAAUAGUAGCAGUAAUCAUCAAUGGUAUUUAUAGCUCUUUUGUCCCCUCUUCAAUUCGACUCUUUAUCCUCUUAGUUUUUGUUACUACACCUUUUCUCGGUUAAAUCUGCCCCACAUUUAGAGUUACAUGUAGUUGAAACAAGACUGUUUACAAAACUCUACAAAUGCCUUAAAAUGUGAUUGAAUAAUGAAGGUCUUUAAUUUUGUGCCAUGGAAGGUGUAGUACUCAAAUACCUUCCUGUGCUAUUUUAUUUCCUUAAAUGUUGAAAGGUUCUUUCAUCAAGAAGUUCAUUUUGGUAUGUUCCACAUCUGUAGUAAUGCACACCAGUUCUUCAACUAGUGUUGAUGGCGGCAGCUUAGGAUGAACUGUCUCUUGUUUCCUUGUUCUCUACUCUGUGGGCAUGUCUUUUUAAUUCCUUUUGUUACUGAAAUGAACCUAAAACUUCCUCUUAAAGGGACACUUUUUUUUAAACUUUUUUUUGACAUAAAGUUUUAUGACUCUUGUAGAAAUAUUUGCUGAUAUGACGCCUAUCCAUCUCCUCAACAGUAUGGCUUGCCAGAUUAAUAUGAACUGCAGAAAACAUGGCAAAGCUAUCAGAAGUAUUUCACGCCACAAUAAAUCUUCCAACAAGAUAACUAGCUCAUCCAGUCCACCCAUAUAAGUAGAGACCUGUCACACAAACAUAAGCAGCAGAUAGCACCAUUAAUUAACUGUCAACAGUAUAACCCAAUGCAACAUAAAUAGCAGAAUUGAACGUGAAUAAAUGCCAGUACAUCCUGGAGUGGAUGGAGAGGAAGUAGCCCAAAAAGUAUCUUCUGUUGUGGAUGGUUUAUUAAUGGUGCUUUGUGGAUAAAAAUGCUACUGUUCAUAUUUGUCUUGCAAGCCACCAACUGACUCCAGUUUUAAUAGAGGACUUGUAACAUUAAAGUGAGACUAGGCUAUAUGUAACAUUUCAAAGCACAAAUAACCAAAGCAUCGUCUUAAAAAUGAAAAGUUGAGUUCAUAAGCAAUCAAAUACCCUUGCUCAAUUCAAUACACCCAGGAGUUUUGCUGCUACACCCUUACUUGGUAGGGGUCUGGUCUGUUACUUGAUCUGGUGUGGCUAAUAGAUUUGGUAGCUAAUGUUAGCUUCUGACUUAAUGACUCCUCUAUACUGUUCACUACAUUUGAACAUGUAUAUUUAUAUUUGCCAUUUGUUGCCACAGUUGCUGCUGUUCAGCAAAAGUUAUAUCACUUCGCUUAAAGUCCCCCUCCACUCUUGUUCCUUCAGUUGGAGGUUUAAGCUUCAC